AUGCCAGACUUCGACAUUCGCGACGCCCCCGCAAGUCGUCUGGCCCAGGACGGCUUCUUGAGAAGCGCAUGGCCGCUGUACGACGCUAGAAACGAAACCACUCACUACAGGGAUCUCUCAGGUGUCUACUGUUUGAUAGUCAUGACGCGCCUGAUCAACCAUAGUCUGUCGGCCGAAGAUCGACGAGGGCCGUUGAGAGAAACCGAAGAGUCCACCACCAAGUUCAUGUCCCUGGCUUGGCAUAGUGCUGGCGCACCCGAGCUGAUUGAAGAGUUCAUUAAAGAAGUCACGAGUCUAGAGUUUGCUCAUCUGGUCGAUAUGGAAACCACGAACGCGACACUAUGGUCGCGACCAGAGCACCGGCUUUUCGACUACGUGACGUCCGACACCCAAGGCCACGUGAAGGUUGACAACGAAAAGGGAAAUGUUGUGGAGGCGAGCUACACCCAGGUCAAGGGACGUCCUCAGAAGAUUGACGAGGCGAUACGAAACAAGGCUGACAAGAUUGAGCGACAGCCAGACGGCACCCUUGGCGCUUUCUUCCCGCAGCCGCCCAAGUACGUCCGCGUUCUAUAUGAGCCCUUGGAUGGAGAUGAAGACGAGACACAUCCACUCAAGUCUAUUCAAGUGGUCAAUGUGAGAGAUUUGCGUCCCGAAGAGGACCCCGUCGAUGACGGCGUCGAUCGGACGCUCCACCGAUACGUUCUCGUCAUGGCCGUCCGACUGAGGGCAAAGCAGACCGACUACGACUGCAUUCGAACUUUCUCUCUCGACGGGACUCCCAUUGAGCCUCAGGUCACAGCACCGUACGCCGACACGAAAUGGCAAGACCCAGAGGAUCCCAAGAACAGAGUGUUCCCCAGAAUGGCGAAUGGUGAGCAAAUUUGGGGACAGAUGAGGUCGAGGCUGGAACAGUUGAAGAGUGGAGGCCCCUGGGUGCCGCUUACCGGCGUCCUUACCAGUGUAGGAAGUCAGAGAGCUAGAGAGGAGCGCCACCCAGUCGUCGACGCGCAAACGAGUCAGGAAGUCAUUGCUGGGGCGGGUAGCGGACAUAUUGAUACUGGUGGCCACGCCGGCGGCGGUAGGCACACGGAUGCGCCGUCUAGGGCCGCCGAAGGCGAUGGGCCUACAGAUGCGUCGUCUAGCAUUGCGGAUGAUUACUGA
This is a messenger RNA of Colletotrichum scovillei, 1164 nucleotides long. RefSeq lists its product as uncharacterized. Lineage: Eukaryota; Fungi; Ascomycota; Sordariomycetes; Glomerellales; Glomerellaceae. Bases 1 to 1164 code for a protein of 387 amino acids. The record is from RefSeq and is a predicted model, not a curated record. The transcript is spliced from 2 exons.